CAGGUUGUCAAGAGACAUCAUUUACGCACUUCCCUCCUCCCAUUUCCCUCCCCACCUCCCCUCUGACGUACGAAAAGCACAAGGCCGAAAGGGGAGCUAGAAAGAGGUGAAAAAGGUUCGAUUCGUUGAAGUUGGUAGUCCUCGCCAGAAAAAGGCAAGUCCUCGCUGGCCAAAUCGACGAAAAUUGGUUCCCCGGAACAAAUGGCGGAGAUGCCCAUUGUUUCUCAUCCAUGGAGGUCUUUCUGACAAUGGGCGGCCCGCGAUUAUUCCCUGUCAUGGAUCUCUCCACGCCUCUCUUUCCUCUUCCGUCGUCGUUGAAUGCGCGAGUUCAGCGGGAGGCCAUAUGAACUCCGCGGAGCUUUUGUUCUGAAAUUAGGCCAGGGUAACUUUUUUGGUUUGAACAAAUUUCGGUUUCCGGUGAUUUGAAUCGCUGAAGAAGGAAGCAAAUUAACUCUUCUCGAUGUCGGUUCCUGGAGAAUUGUGGGAUGUGAUAUGCAGCUGAGGAGAGGUUUUUGAAUCAUUGCUUGAGAGGAGAACAGAAGCAUCACAUAGAUUAUAGAUUUCAGGGGCGUUGGAGAAGAACAGAAGUAUUGAUAUUGGAUCUUUUUUAUCAGAAGCUUCUGCAAAAAGCUUAAAUUUCAGGAGUUGCAGCAGGAAGCUAAUUAUGGCUAAGAAAUCUCAAAAACGGUCUCCGCGAUUGCGAAAGGAAAAUUCAAGUUGUAUGGGGGGUUUGAUCAGCAUGUUUGAUUUUCGCCAAGGACGUUCUGGUCGAAGGUUGCUUUCAGAUAAAAAGUGUGGGAGUGUUCGAAACUUAGGCAUUGGUUAUUCUAGUAGCCAAGACGAUCUCUCAUGUAAUAUUGGGGAAAAUCAUGGGGAUGCUGAAAACUUGGCUUACUUAUCUGAUGCUGAAGCUGACGAAGCUGACAUGUUUAAUUUGGGCGUGGCAAGUAUUAAAGAACUCAUGGAAGAGGAAAUGUCAAGAACGCACCGCUCCAGGAAAGAUUCUAGUUCCAAAAUUGAAUGGUUAGAAGUUGAAUUGGAACUUGAAACCAAUGCUGAGAGAAGUCGCAAUGAGCAAGAUGAGAACUUUUUGGUAGGUUCUGAUGAUCAGUCCAAGGAUUUAGAUGUUUCUACAAAAUUGAUAUUCCAACAGUCUGAUUAUCCAAAUAUAUCAGAGGUUCUUACUUCAGACAUGGAUGUGGCUGCAUUCAUGGUAGAUUGCUGCAGCACUAGCUUUCAAUUCGAAGAUAAAACAGAUCAGCGUACUUCUCAUGUAAGCAUUGAAGAUCUCAAAAAAACUGAACUUGAAGACGAAUCUGUGACUAUUCUUCAGAAGGCCAUUGUUAAUAUAGCCAAGGUUAUUAUAAAACAAAAAUCCAUCAGCUCAAGCAAGGUUGUUGGAAAUACAGACGUCCAGCAAGCAGAGGAAUUCAGCCAUUUAUUAGAGAUGCUGAAUUCAGACAAGGAUUUGUUUCUAAAGCUUAUUGAAAAUCCAAAUUCGCCCAUCCAAAAGCAAAUUGAAGAGCUCCAGAAUGUUCAAAUUGGUAAAACUUCUAACGAUGAAAAUCAAUUUUUGGGGGAGUUUCAAGCUUUAAACCAGACUCAAAAAAAAGGUGGCCACCACUUCUUCAUGAGAAGAGAGAAAUUAACAGAAGGAAACCAAUCAAAUGACUGCAGCGGUGCUAAAAUUGUAAAUAGAAUUGUUGUUUUGAAGCCCAAUCUUGUUAGAAAACAAAAUCAUUCAAAUACAGUUCAUUCUGUACCUUCUAUUCAAUCAAAUUGUAGCCUUGAAAACAAGGAAGAUGGAGAAAGAAUUUCAUCCCAUUUUUCACUCAGAGAAAUUAAAAGAAGGUUCAGAAAUGCAGUUAGUACAAGCAAAAAGGAGAGACUCUCAAUCACCAUGGAUGGCAUUCUUCAUAAGAUCCCAUAUGGUAAACAGAUAAGCAGUAAGAAUAAAAUUUCUUGUAGUACAGAGGCCAUUGAAAGUGAAGAUGAAAAUAAAUCAAAUACCAAUGAAAUGCAAAGGAAAAAUGAGCUUUCAUAUCCAACCAAUACUGUUAGUGGACACAAAAUAUUGAACAAGAAUGCUGCGCCCCAAAAGCUGUAUAGAGAAGCCGCCUUCUAUGAUGAAGCCAGAAAACAUCUUUCUGAGUUACUUCGGAUGGAUAUUAAAGCUGAAUCAUUAUCUGCUAUUCAAGCAUCCAAAUCCUUGGGAAAAAUACUUUCUUUUCCAGGAUUUAACUAUUUUUCCCCACGACUCAGCCCGGCAAUAGGAAAAGAACUGAAGUCUCCCCAGGAGAAGACAUCAAUAUUUCUAUGCCACUAUAAACAUAAUUUUGGUGCAAAAUACUUGGGCCCGUCAAGACAAAAAGAGAGCUUCCCUAACUCUAGCAAGAGCCUGGAAGCAGAAAAUGGGAGCAUGGAGAUUACAGAAAUUGAAGAUUAUAUCCAAACCGAGGAAGUAGAAGCCCAUUUUGCAUCUAUUAGCAAUGAAGAUGAUCUUCACGGUAAAAUUUUCAUGGAAGAAGGAUCUUCUGCGCCAUUAGAGCCAGUAAAAAUUGAAGAUGUGUUUCAACCAUCAACCCCCACUGCCUCUACUUCUGUUGUACUACAAGAACCAAGAGACGCGGAAUGCACCAUCGAUAAUCCUGGCCGUCCAAGCCCGAUCUCGGUUCUCGAACCCCUUUACUUUGAAGAUUUAAGCAGCCCUGCAAGCUUCAUAACAGAGCAUGGAACCAAUGCUGAGGGGAAAAUACAGCCCAAGGAAUCUCAAACUGAUACUUCUGUAGCUGCUUCAGACUCAAUAGAUUCAUGGUUUGAUGAAGCUUCAUUGUUUGAUGAACUGGAAUUAUCAUAUGGUUCGUUGAUAAAUGAUCCAAAGUUCCUCUUUGAUUUAAUUGAUGAAGUGGUUACUGAGAUCAAGGAAAGGAAUUUCAGUGGUACACCUUGGGCGACAAUCAUCAAGCCAAGCAUUAGGCGGAUACAGAAACAGGAAGAUUUCAUAAAUGAAUCAUACAGAAGGAUUAACUGGCAUUUAGAUGUACAAUUUCCAACAAAAAUGGAGCAGGCUGUGAAGAAAGAUUUUGAUGGUGGAGUCUGGUUUAAUCUUCAGCUGGAAGCUGAAGAUGCGGUUAAUGAGAUUGAAAAUGAGAUUUUGGAUUAUUUGUUUGAAGAAACAGCUCUGGAGUUGUGGGAUUGAUCUGAUAUUAUUUGUUGUUUUAUAUGUUAAAUAAUGAUUAAGAAAAGCUACAGAGCCGGUUAGCAUAUAAAUAAUUAGGGGCAUUUACAUAGACACCUCUCAAUUCUAUGUAUUUACAUAUCUAAC
Phalaenopsis equestris is the source of this 3325-nucleotide messenger RNA. RefSeq lists its product as uncharacterized. The coding region runs from base 665 to 3199 and encodes 844 amino acids. The transcript is spliced from 8 exons. The record is from RefSeq and is a predicted model, not a curated record. NCBI's taxonomy places the organism in Eukaryota, Viridiplantae, Streptophyta, Magnoliopsida, Asparagales, Orchidaceae.